Messenger RNA from Coffea arabica (coffee), 723 nucleotides. RefSeq lists its product as uncharacterized. Gene Ontology annotation, cellular component: chloroplast thylakoid. Lineage: Eukaryota; Viridiplantae; Streptophyta; Magnoliopsida; Gentianales; Rubiaceae. The record is from RefSeq and is a predicted model, not a curated record.
GGUUCUUUUGGUCCUUUCAUCUGGAUGAUACCAGUUUUAAACUGGUGGAGGAUUAGCUUCAGAGCUCGCCGGUUAGUGAGAGGAAAAGCAAUGGCGUCCACAAGCUCAAUAGUAGCACGCACACUCACCCUCCACUGUGUGCGCCACGACCACUCUGUUUCGCACAAUUCUCGCGUCAAUAGGGUUGCGCCGGUUGGCAUUCCGGGAAGGAGGGAGUUGCUGUUGCUGAUGACCGCGACCACAGCACUGAAGGCUGGGGAGAUGCCGUCUAGAGCGCAGGACAUAGGGUUGUUCGGGUUGAGGAAGAAGCUGAAGAAAGCGGAGGAAGCAGCUGAGGAGAUAGUUAGGGAAGGGUUCGAGGCAGCUGACAAGGGAAUUGAAGUGGCGGGAAAGGGAAUUGAAGCGGCGGAGAAAGGCCUAAAGACGGCGGAGAAAGACAUAGUGUCAGCGGAGAAACAGAUCGAAGGGGCGGUGAGUUUCGGAGGAUUUGCCCAGGCGGGCGUGGUGGCGGGAGCUGAAUUUGUUGGUGUUCUGGUUGCCACGUCAGUUGUGGACGGGAUUUUAGGGCCUGAAGCUCAGAAAUCUUGAGCCCAUUUGUUCGUUUUUCUGCAACGCAGAAUGUAAUUUGUAAUUGGUUGUAUCGUGUAUGUAUAAUCCUCCGUCUCAUUUGUAGCUUUGACGUUGAAUUCCUAGUACUACAUGCAAUCUGUGAACUUUACUCCA